CUUUAUGAAGCCGUUACUGACUCAUGCGACUCCAUCUCUGGAACAAACGCUACCUCCAAUUUGUCACCCGUUCGCUCGUUUGUUCACAUCAGCAAAGCAGGCGUCUGCUACCAAUAACCCAUCCGGUGAUUCCAGUCCUUGUGCUUCUGUUAAUGUUGUUGAAG
This is a messenger RNA of Strongylus vulgaris, 164 nucleotides long. The record is from the annotation of a GenBank genome assembly. NCBI's taxonomy places the organism in Eukaryota, Metazoa, Nematoda, Chromadorea, Rhabditida, Strongylidae.